Molecule: messenger RNA, 809 nt
Organism: Carassius carassius (crucian carp)
Lineage: Eukaryota; Metazoa; Chordata; Actinopteri; Cypriniformes; Cyprinidae
Gene: c21h1orf174
Product: chromosome 21 C1orf174 homolog
Exons: 4
Coding region: 129-713 (194 amino acids)
Source: RefSeq, a predicted model, not a curated record
CUGGUGAAGCUUUCAGCUGCAGUCUUGUGAUUCUGUGUCGCCUUUGGGCGGGGCUUUUGCGGUCACCGUCUCACCCGAGAUAAACACUCGCAGCACUCCACACUCGGUAUACGACGCCGACACUUCCAAUGAGGGCGAAGCAGAUUGUCGUUGAGAGCCACAGACUGCGCGUGCGCGGCACUGUCUCUUUAAACGCGCCUGGUGUGAAAAGUUCAGUCAAGAAGGCUGUGCGGAGGAGGGUUCUGCGCGGUUUGAUGCAGAGAUCGGCGUCUGAUAUCGCUAGCGUAGUGCAGCAGAUGGCUGGCGACAGCGACGAGGCCAAACGUCUUCCAAAGAGACCCUUUCAAGGCGAAGUAGAGGAGACCUCCAGCGCGAACAUGAAUGAACACGUCAAAAUUAAGCCCGGAAAAAAGACCACGGGUGAACGGCGCGGUAAGGAGAACUCUGCCGCCAAGUGUACUGCUUUGACAAGCGGCUCUGCAGAGGCGAAGAUGGAUCAGACCGUCAUUCACAGUCCCCAAACGCGAGACGACCCGAGCAUUUUCUUCGACGAGGACAGCAAUCACAUUUUCCCUGUGGAGCAAUUCUUUGGGAAUAUGGAUGUUGUUCAGGAUUACCCACUCAGAACCCCAGGAAGCAAGAGAAUGAGUCGAAGAGAGUACAGGAGCAUGCAUUACUAUGCCAAAGAGGACAGUGAAGACGAGCAGCUAUGAGGACACAACUCCUCUCACAGAAUCAUUCAGUCAAUCUGCCUUUGACCGGGAAGGAGUUUCAUGUUGGUAAAAUGGACUUGAUUGUUUUAAAGCAAG